CGGAGAGCUCGCGCCGCGUCCUCCUCGGCCGCCUGUGGCGCCGGCUGCACGGCCGCCCUGGCCAUGCCUCAGCCUUGAUGGCGGCGCUCGCCGGCGUCUUCGUGUGGGACGAGGAGCGGAUCCAGGAGGAGGAGUUGCAGAGAUCUAUUAAUGAGAUGAAACGGUUGGAGGAAAUGUCAUAUAUGUUUCAGAGCUCUGGAGUCAAGUGCCACUCUCCAGAACCAAAAUCCCAAACAGAAGGGGGUGAAGAUUCAGAGGGCAAAGAGCAACCAUGGGAAAUGGUGAUGGAUAAGAAACACUUUAAGCUGUGGCGGCGCCCAAUUAUAGGAACUCACCUUUACCAGUACCGAGUUUUUGGAACCUACACAGAUGUGACACCUCGGCAGUUCUUUAAUGUUCAGCUGGACACAGAGUAUAGAAAAAAGUGGGAUGCCCUGGUGAUCAAACUGGAGGUGAUCGAGAGGGAUGUGGUUAGUGGUUCUGAGGUUCUUCACUGGGUAACCCAUUUUCCUUAUCCAAUGUACUCACGGGAUUAUGUUUAUGUUCGGCGGUAUAGUGUGGAUGAAGAAAACAACAUGAUGGUGUUGGUGUCACGAGCUGUGGAGCACCCUAGUGUGCCAGAGUCUCCGGAAUUCGUCAGAGUCAGAUCAUAUGAAUCCCAAAUGGUUAUCCGUCCCCACAAGUCAUUUGAUGAGAAUGGCUUUGACUACUUGUUGACAUACAGCGACAAUCCCCAGACUGUGUUUCCUCGCUACUGUGUUAGUUGGAUGGUUUCCAGUGGCAUGCCAGAUUUCCUGGAGAAGUUGCACAUGGCCACUCUGAAAGCCAAGAACAUGGAGAUUAAAGUAAAGGACUAUAUCUCAGCUAAGCCUCUGGAAAUGAGUGGUGAAGCCAAGGCCACUGCGCAGUCCUCUGAGCGCAAGAGUGAGGGUAGUUGUGGCCCUGCUCGGAUCGAGUAUGCCUGAAGGGCUUCAGAAUAAGAAGGAAUAGGCGCUUCUUGUCCUGUCUUGGUCCCUUGUCACCCUGCUACAGAAUGGGGACAUGCCACAUGUAUUAGAAGGCAUCUGCUGUGUCUAACAGUGCAAGAUAAUUUAAUAACUGGUGUCUGAUUUCAUUCGGAGCCCUUAUUGCUCUUUUAUCAAAACAGUGAGAAGAAGGCUACAUCUGUGGGAGUGUUGCCAUAUUCUCAGGCCAACCAUUUUGAAAAUCGGUAUUUCAUUGAGCUAAUCUGGAACGAACCUCUCACCUCAGGCCAGAAGGGGAUGGCCUCCAUUUGCUUUCUCUGAGUUGUUCCUCUGCUGACAUUCCAAAUCUACCACUGGUUGUGCAGCACUUUGGAUUUCCUUCAGUUCUGCAGGUCCACCUGGAAAGUGUUGUUGGCUGGUUGAGUCUCAAAUGAGGGGUCACUGGGAGUGCUCUUGGUAACGGUCUUGAUGUGAAUGGGUGUGAACGAUACUUGGCUGUGUUAAUAAGUGCCUUGUCCUCACCUUGCUUUUAUCUUUAGGGACAUGAAGUUUGUACCAAGAAGUUUCUCUCCCUGCCUGCAUAGUACCUACCACCCAUUGACUCACCUUACCCAAAGCAGUUUCCUUUGAAUGGGUCAAUUAUUCUAUAUUUGUGCACUAUAUUCAUUGGAUCAUUGCCUCCUUCCUAAUCUUAGCCCAUUUACCAAGAGCACUGAGAGAUGAAUCCUCUUAGUAAGUAGCUUCCUGUAUCAUCAGUGUUUUUAUGGGGUCACUGGAGAUGUUUCAAACAUCACAAUUAAAUUUAGUUUAGAUUUUUUUAACCUUUGUGUCAGAAAGAAGGAGUUGGGGAGUUGAAUGGGAUUUCUCCAUAGUCCCACUGCAUAGAAAGCACCAUUUUGCUUUAGGCAUUAUUUUUCACAUUUCAGAUUUUACUCAUCCUUCUCAGAAGGCAAAAGGCAGAGGAAUGGGGGUUAGGCCACGCCCUUGGCACUCUCAUGUCUGUAGACAAGCUGUGUGAACAUGUAGCAUAUGUAAUCUUGCCCCAAAUACUAAUACAGUAGGGAUGUGGUUUGUGUGACCCUCUUGUUCCUCUAAAAAGUUUUUCCUCCUCUCUUCAGAGCUAAAAUAAAAGCAAACUACACUGUUCAGAUAAGGUCACAAUCAGAUGGUAUCAUAUUGGCCUAGCUGGUUUUGCUUAUGGUCAUGCGGCAAUCUUUGGGAGAUUAGGGAUCAAGUUUUAAAUCCUUCUCCUUCCAUUUUUUCUGGAAUCUAAAUGGCCAGAUUUUUCCUUUUUUUUCCCUGCUUGCUAUCCUUUUGUGGUGUUAAAAAUUAAGUGAUCUAAAUCUGAGACUAACUUAAACUCUUCCUUGGCCUUCUUGUUGCCUGUUCAGUUUUGUGCCAAGGAAAUAACUGCCCCAGUGUUGUAUGUCUUGCCUUCUCCAAGUCGUAGGCAGAACAGAGAGAUGCAUCAAGCAAUCCUAGCCCCUUUUCAUCAAUCACUUCUCUCUUCUCCCCAGGACCUGACAGAAGCCAGCGAAGAGUCCUUGGGUUAUGUCUGAACUUAGCGCCUGCGAUUGAUUGUUGGGGUGUGAGUGGGUGUAUGCAUGACAGGGAGAGAGGGCGCGAGGGAGUGCGCGUGCAUGCACAGGUGCUAAGGAGUUGCAGUUGCUCCAUGUUCUGACUUAGGGCAAUUUGACUCUGCACUUGGGGUCUGUCUGUACAGUUACUUAAGUCAUUGUAAUGAUUUCACUCCUAACUGUGACAUUUUUAUCAAAUGUGUGAAUAAAUAAAUAUAUAAAGAUUGGUACAAAA
This is a messenger RNA of Carlito syrichta (Philippine tarsier), 2777 nucleotides long. It is a transcript of the gene STARD7, whose product is annotated as StAR related lipid transfer domain containing 7. Gene Ontology annotation, molecular function: lipid binding. The transcript is spliced from 8 exons. Lineage: Eukaryota; Metazoa; Chordata; Mammalia; Primates; Tarsiidae. The record is from RefSeq and is a predicted model, not a curated record. Bases 78 to 965 code for a protein of 295 amino acids.